Molecule: messenger RNA, 1993 nt
Organism: Mercenaria mercenaria
Lineage: Eukaryota; Metazoa; Mollusca; Bivalvia; Venerida; Veneridae
Product: adhesion G protein-coupled receptor L3-like
Exons: 13
Coding region: 98-1165 (355 amino acids)
Biological process (GO): cell surface receptor signaling pathway; adenylate cyclase-activating G protein-coupled receptor signaling pathway
Cellular component (GO): membrane
Molecular function (GO): G protein-coupled receptor activity
Source: RefSeq, a predicted model, not a curated record
CCAAGGGUACUGGUCAAGUGAAGGCUGCAUUGUCAGUUUUAGCAAUGAGAACUAUACGAUAUGUGAAUGUGACCACCUGACUAACUUUGCAAUCCUGAUGAGUCCUUUCAGUGAGGCUGAUUCGUCGUCACAGGCACUUCGAAUUAUCUCCAUCAUAGGCAUCAGUGUUUCAAUAAUUUGUCUGCUGGUCACCUGCGUUGUUCAUCUUUGUCUUUGGAAGCGCGUGAGAAAUGAUCGUACCACCAGAUUAAUGAACUUGUGUACUGCCUUACUGCUGUCUUAUAUAAUCUUUCUGGCUGGUGUCGACAGGACGGAGAGCAGUAUUGCCUGUGCAGCGAUAGCGGCCGUUCUGCAAUACAUUUAUCUUGUUGUAUUCUCUAUCAUGCUGGUGGAAGGAGUUGAAAUAGCUGUGACUCUCCUCGUGGUGUUUAAAACAAAGUCAAGAACUAAGCUUUUGCUUAUCCUUGCUUGGGUGAUACCAGCUAUGAUUGUUGGGAUAUCUCUAGGAGUGACCAAAUUAAAUGGUUAUGGAACUGAAAAUUUUUGUUGGCUGUCAGUUAGCAAUGGUGUGAUAUGGGCUUUCGUUGGUCCAGCUCUAGUCAUUAUCUUUUUUAAUAUCAUAUGUCUGUUUAUUGUUAUUCGUACAAUGUUCCAAUUAACUGCUGUAAAGAGUAAAAAGACGUCAGAGAAGGUCAGAACCAGUCUGUGGUCACUGUGUGUUCUUGUUCCAAUAACUGGGAUAUCCUGGAUACUUGGAAUAUUCUAUGUGAACGACAGUUUCUACUUUAUACAGUAUAUAUUUGCCAUAUUGAACGGGUUGCAGGGAUUUUUUAUUUUUCUGUUCCACUGCUUGCUGAACAAACAGGUGAAAAAUGCAUACAAGCUACAUGCAAGGAAGAAGUCUGCUACAUAUUUGUCAACGAACCCUACCUCGAAAGAUGAACGGAAUACGAAAUCUAAAGAAAACAUUUCAUCAGCUGAAGAUGCCAGCACUCGUGAUAUUAGAAACGACUGGAAACACGAGAUUCUGCAAGAAUCUUUCCCUCAGAGUCAAGUACAAUACGGAUCAUCAUUGGGAAUGUUCAAUAAAGGCAGUAUGAGAAAGUCUGCGCCAUUUAGCUCCCAGUCACGUGAUCAGUUGAUAAGUGAUAGCUCAAUGUCUUAGUCAUAUCUUGGUAACGGUGAUGGAAGCGGAUAUUCCAUUACCCUGGUGAUUUUCGCCACCUGAGAUGGACGUGUUUCUUACAAUUUGAAAGUGGUUUAAGAAUGCGUUUCUAUGCUUUUAAGACAUGUGUCAUUUCUAGUCAUUCAGGAAUAGCUUGUUUCUAGCCAUUUGAAACUGGUGCCGCAUUUGAGCCAUUUGAGAAUGAGGUGUUCUAGGCAUUUAAGAAAAGUGUGUUUCAAGUCAAAUGAGACGUGUGUAUUUUUCUGGCCAUUUGCAGUUGGUUCAGUCUUUGAAAGCUAGAUAUUGGCUUAAACAUAUUCUGCAAUAAAUAUGCAAGAUGUCAAAAAUAUCAAUGACUUGAACUUUCGAAAAUGACAAUUAUAGUAUCAUAUAUAGAAGACUAUUUAAGCGUUGUUCUUCAUACUUUGUUUUACUAUUAUUUCUUCCGAAAUUAUCACUGAUUCUGUUCGGUUUUUUUUCCCAUGGUUAAGUUUUAUAGAAUAUAUAUAUUCGUCAUUUUCAUUUUCUUAUUUAUCACCCAUCUCGUUCAAAAGCUUUUUGAAGUAUCAACAUUGUAAAGUGUGUUAUAUUUAUAAAUAGUGUGACUGCCUGUAUUCAAAUGUUGUAUUUACGAAUUUUGAUUUAUAUUUUUAUGUCUUUGUUUCUUUAAUGCAAAAUAAAAAGAGGAUAAUAAAGAUCAUAUAUUCAUAUACUGAUUAUAUCUGAUGCAAAAUAAAAGAAUAAAGUAACGUAAAGCUAUCGUUCGGCGUGUUCUUUUUUUCCGUUCUGUAUUGUAUAUUAUUGUAAAACAGAAUUAAAUAAAUAAAA